GUGCUUAGUAUAUAUUUCCUGAACAGUUAGUUAGAUGGAGUAGGUGAAUCAUCCAAAAUUUCCCUUCCCUCGUUCUCAGUUCCUUAGAGAGAGAAGAGGGGUAGACUCCUGACUGCAGAAUCUGCUGUUUUCCACCGACCUAAUUCUUCAAUGGGUGCUAUAAAGGCAGCGGUAGCCGAUGGGGUGUUGACUUUUAUGUGGGUUUUUUGCGCAUCGACUUUGGGCGCACUCACUUUUGUGGUGGCUUCUGCUCUCGGAGUAUCCCAAGGACUACCCACUCUUCUCGUCACUACUGUCCUUGUUUUUGUACUGCUGUUCGUGUUCGGCAUCAUCGGCGAUUUCUUGGGCGGCGCCACCUUCAAUCCCACUGCAAUCGCUGCUUUCUAUGCCGCUGGUAUUGGAGGCGCCGAUUCUCUCUUCUCUGCUGCCCUCCGCUUUCCUGCCCAGGCGGCUGGUGCAGUAGGUGGUGCUCUUGCAAUUAUGGAGGUUAUGCCAAUGCAGUACAAACACAUGCUUGGGGGUCCUUCAUUGAAGGUUGACCUGCACACUGGAGCUAUUGCUGAGGGCGUUUUGACUUUCACAAUUACCUUUGCUGUCCUUCUCAUAGUCCUUAGGGGUCCAAGCAACCCACUAGUGAAGAAUUGGUUGCUUGCCAUGGCAACUGUUUCGGCAGUCGUUGCCGGUUCAAGUUAUACUGGACCUUCGAUGAAUCCUGCCAAUGCAUUCGGGUGGGCAUAUGUAUAUAAUAAGCACAACACAUGGGAGCAAUUCUAUGUUUACUGGAUCUGUCCAUUCACUGGAGCAAUAUUGGCUGCGUGGACCUUCCGCUUUCUAUUCCCGCCCCCAACAAAGCAGGACAAGGCGAAGAAAGCCUGAUAGCUUAAAAGUAAUUAUCAGUACUGUGAAUUUGAAAUUUUAAGACUUAGCUUUUUUAAGAUUGUUGUUGAAAGACCAUAUGUCUCUCAAAUUGGGGUUCAUUCCCAAAAUGUUAAUAAUCUAUUCGGUGGAGUAGUUCAAGUCGAUGUUUAGCUGAUGUGGAAAUUCUCACUUUCCCAAGUCCUAACAUAUACUUCUUAAUGAUUCAGGAUAAUGAGUUUUGAGGACAUAUAUGUUGUGUUACUGUUACAUAGUAUUUAUGUUCCUU
This is a messenger RNA of Olea europaea var. sylvestris, 1144 nucleotides long. RefSeq names its product aquaporin SIP1-1-like. Gene Ontology annotation, cellular component: membrane. NCBI's taxonomy places the organism in Eukaryota, Viridiplantae, Streptophyta, Magnoliopsida, Lamiales, Oleaceae. Gene Ontology annotation, biological process: transmembrane transport. The transcript is spliced from 3 exons. The record is from RefSeq and is a predicted model, not a curated record. Bases 151 to 876 code for a protein of 241 amino acids. Gene Ontology annotation, molecular function: water channel activity.